AUGGCGGACGACGCAGCGAUCCAAGCAAACAAAAUCCUGAUCCAUGCCGCUCGCACGGACAAUCUGGAGCUGCUGAACUCGGUUCUGCGGGCUGAGCCUGCAAUCGCGUAUGACAUCAACUAUGCAGACGGCCUGGGCAACACGCCGCUGCACUAUGCGUGCCAGAUGGUUUCGACCAGUGUGCUGGACCCCAUUCUUGAGGAGGAAGUUGACGUGGAUGCGCAGAACCGGCUGGAUGGCAAUGCCCCACUCCAUGUGGCAUGCCAGGUCGAGCAUGAGGAAGCGCGCAAUUGGCUCGUACAGGAGCUGCUGGAUGCGGGCGCGAGUCCUGCUACGCGGAACCAUGCGGGACUGCUACCAGCCGACCUCGUGGUCGGCGACAAGGCGACUUCGCCGCUAGGCCAGGCUCUCCUGCAAAUGCUGACGAUGAGCCGGGCCGAGGCGAACCUUGGUGCGGACGAUAUCGCUUACGGUAUGUAUACCCACUACUUAUACAGAUGA
Messenger RNA from Malassezia sympodialis ATCC 42132, 501 nucleotides. RefSeq lists its product as uncharacterized. Gene Ontology annotation, molecular function: protein binding; ubiquitin-protein transferase activity. The coding region runs from base 1 to 501 and encodes 166 amino acids. The transcript has 2 exons. The record is from RefSeq and is a predicted model, not a curated record. Gene Ontology annotation, cellular component: BRCA1-A complex; BRCA1-BARD1 complex. Gene Ontology annotation, biological process: protein K6-linked ubiquitination. NCBI's taxonomy places the organism in Eukaryota, Fungi, Basidiomycota, Malasseziomycetes, Malasseziales, Malasseziaceae.